ACAUCACAAAACACCCCACCACAAGAGAAUUUCGACCAAAAUCAAAGAGCUCUGAGAGGUCAGCGAGCAACCACCAGGCAUCGGAAAGCGUUCGAGAUUUUCUCAACAGUACCCUGGUCUCUUCCCUUCGAGGUAUCAAUCGCGAAGUAGUCGCGUAUCCAAGCAGCUAUGGCGGAACCUGCGCCAGGCACUUCGGCCCUUGUCGACCUCAUCAACUCGCUGCCCGAUCCCGACGGCACCUGGGGGCCCCCCGUUACCGACGAGACGACUCUCAAUGGCGUCCCCUACGCCCCGUUCUCCAAGAGCGACAAGCUAGGCCGCAUGGCUGACUGGUCCGAUUCUAAGGACGGCAGGGACGGACGUGGCAGGCAACAAUACAACAGGAAUUACCGCGACCAACAGGUAUACGGCGCCGGCUCCGCCUCGCUCUUUUCCGCGCCUGUGGCAGAAGACGAGGCCUCCUUUUCCGUUGUUUCCAACGUGCGCGACACGGGCAAGACUCGCUUCGGGCGUGGCGCCAUCUUCACCCGCGGCCGUGGCCAACGUGGUGCCCGCGGAGACACCCGGGGCGGUGGUCGCCAGCAGUUCCAGCGUGGGGGGCGUGGUGGUCAACAAUACGGCGGCGGCUACGAUGGCCGUGGCGCUGCGCGGGGCGGUGGUGCUCGUGGUCGCCGCUUCGGCUGGAGGGAUUAUGACAAGCCGCAGCGCAACCGCGAUGCCUCCAUCAACGUUAGGCCCGACUGGAAGCUUCUCGAGGAAAUCGACUUCAACCGCCUCAGCAAGCUGAACCUCGAAACCGACGAGGGCGAAGACAUCGACAGCUACGGAUUUCUGUACUACUACGACCGGUCAUUCGACAAGCAGCCCGUCAAGAGCGCCGAGCGCAAGCUUGCGGUUGUGGACCGCGCCGUGUACAAUGUGACGACUUCGUCCGACCCCAUCAUCCAGGAGCUGGCCGAGAGGGACGAGGCCACUAUCUUCGCCACGGAUAGUAUCCUGUCGAUGCUAAUGUGCGCCCCACGGUCCGUCUACCCCUGGGACAUUGUUAUCGUCCGGCAGGGCAACAAGGUGUUCCUGGACAAGCGCGAUAACGCAGCGCUCGACAUGGUGACAGUCAACGAGAACGCCCACGACGCCCCGCUCGAGGCUUCCGAGGGUUCCAAGGAACCCAUCAACCAGCCGGCUGCGCUCGCCGAGGAGGCGACCUACAUUAACCACAACUUCGCCAACCAGGUGGUGCUGGAGAGCCAGAACCAGAAGGUCGAGAUGGCGCACGAGAACCCCUUCUACAGCGCGUCGGACGAGACAGAGCCUCCGGCGUCCAAGGCAUACAAGUACAGGCGGUUUGACUUGUCGACUAGCGAGGAGAACCCGACAUACCUGGUCGUCCGCACGGAGCUCGACGCGGUACAGAAAAACGCCAUCAACGGCGAGGACCAGUUCGUGACCGUCCAUGCGCUGAACGAGUUCGACAACAAGGCUCAGGGCAGCGGCGGCGGGCUGGAUUGGCGGACGAAGCUCGUAUCCCAGAGAGGUGCCGUGGUCGCCACGGAGAUGAAGAACAACAGCUGCAAGCUCGCGCGGUGGACUGUGCAGAGUAUUCUGGCCAAGGCUGAUGUCAUGAAGCUUGGCUUCGUCUCCCGCAUAUCGCCCAAAGUGAACGACAAGCACGUCAUUCUCGGCGUCAUCGGCUGGAAGCCCAGGGACUUCGCCAACCAGAUGAAUCUUCAGCUGUCCAACGGCUGGGGCAUCGUGCGCACCAUCGCCGACAUGUGUCUGCAGCGCGACGAGGGCAAGUACGUGCUCGUCAAGGACCCCAACAAGAGCAUCCUGCGUCUGUACGAGGUCCCCGCUGGCGGGUUGGACGACGACGACGAGGCGCCUGAGCCGGAGGGGGCUGCUGCAAAACGGCAGAUCAUGGCGCCGCCUGCGAAAUCGAGGCUAUCCCAGACUCGACUGAAAACCCCACAGAAGCCCGCGUCCAGGCAGUCAACCUUGUCCGCUUCUGCCACCAAGCAAAAGCCGAAAACCAAAUCAAAGCCGAAUCAGAGUAUUCUGAGCUUCUUCAAGAAGGCGCCGGAACAGGAUGAGGCGCUUUUCAUCGAGGAGAGGAGAGAGGACAGCUGUGGGAUCGACGUCGUCCCCGAGGCGGGAGAAGAGGAGGACCUCUAUCGCUCGACCCCGCCCCGUGAGCAAACGGGCGAGGAUGGCGGAGAAAGGAGGUUCAACGAGGUUGGCGGAUCCGUGAAGAGGAGGAAGUUGAAGUCCGAUGCGCAAACCACAUCGCAGCCGAACGCAAAGUCGGGCACCUCGGCGGCGUCAGACAACAAGAAAAAGAAGGCGGGAAAUCCGUUCCUCGACGACUCUUCCGACGAUGACGAAGGUGACAAGGAAAACGAGCCAGCUUCGGCGAAAACUACAGCAAGGGAAAUCAAGGAGAGAGGUUCCAGGGCGCCGCUUUUGAGACAGCAGACGUCGGGAGCCGAGGCCGGGGGUGACCGCGACGAGGAAACACGAGAUGACGGCGACGAUUUUACCGGUGAGGAACGGAGGAUGAUGCAGUUUAUGGAGGAGCAGGCACGGUUGGAGGCGGAGGCGGGAGGAGAAGAGUACGAUACAAGCGAUGACAACGGGAACGCUAUGGCGGAGAGCUGUCCGGUCUGCAACGGUAGUCUGGCUGGUGCGACGUCAGACGAGGCCACAGCGCACGUCAAUUCCUGUCUCGACGGCAACCCGAUGCCCUUGCCGAAUCCGCCAGCCAUUGCCACUGUUAUCGGGGUUGCGAAUGAAACCGAGGCUGCAGUUAUGAGCAAGCGGUUUGCAAAAGCUGCUGUGGCACGCCCGGGUCAGGCGAAUCCCAUCAGUCUCGGUGGCGACGCCGGGGAGGGCCCGUCAACCUCGGCGUUUACCAAGCUCAUGUCUGGCCACGCCGAGGAUGCGGCGUGGGCGACGGCUGCCGCGGCGGAGAGCGCGUCCCGGGGCAUGCCCGCGUAUAAGCGAACGUGUCCAUUCUACAAGAUCAUGCCUGGGCUCUCAAUCUGUGUUGAUGCCUUCCGGUACGGGGCCGUCGAAGGCUGCCAAGCGUAUUUCCUCAGCCACUUCCACAGUGAUCACUACAUGGGCCUGACAGCGAGCUGGACGCAUGGGCCGAUCUACUGCAGCAAAGUAACCGGGUCGUUGGUCAAGUCGCAGCUGAGGACGGCAGCAAAGUAUGUCGUCGAGCUGGAGUUCGAGGAGACAGUGCCCGUCCCAGAAACCAAGGACGUUACGGUGACCAUGAUCCCAGCGAACCAUUGCCCAGGAAGCUCCCUUUUCCUCUUUGAGAAGACGACUGGCGGGAAAACCCAGCGGAUCCUUCACUGCGGCGACUUCCGUGCCUGCGCCUCCCACGUCGAGCACCCGAAACUACGGCCCGAGAUGGUCGAUGCCCUCUCUCGCCGAACGAAGCAGCAGAAGAUCGAUGUCUGCUACCUCGAUACCACCUACCUCAACCCCCGCUACUCGUUUCCGCCGCAACACGACGUGAUCGGUGCCUGCGCUGAACUCUGCUCCCGGCUCAACAAAAGCCUCCUAGCCAACGACAAUCGCGAGUGGGACGCCCUCCUGCGACGACGGGAACGUGGUGGCAACGGCUCUUCCAACAAUGAGAGCGUUGCCAAGUUCUUUCCCACCACCUCCUCCACCACCACCCCGCCAACCCGAUCCUCACUUCCUCCCAGCAACGCCUUCACGGCCCUCAACGGCAGACCCCGCCACCCCAACCGCCUCCUCGUCGUCUGCGGCACCUACAGCAUCGGCAAGGAGCGCAUCUGCGUCGCCAUCGCCAAGGCGCUCAACACCAAGAUCUACGCCACGCCCGCCAAGAUCCGCAUGUGCAAGCAGCUCGACGACCCGGAGCUCGUCUCGCUCCUCACCUCGGACCCGUGCGAGGCACAAGUCCACAUGCAGAUGAUCAUGGAGAUCCGCGCCGAGACGCUGGCCGAGUAUCUCGAGGCGUACAGAGCCCGCGGCGAGUUCGGCCGGAUCGUGGGGUUCCGGCCGUCGGGCUGGAAUUACCGGCCCUCGGGACCGGGCGGGGUGAACGGCAAGGGGAACGGCGGCGGCACGGCUGGCGCCCCCGCGGUAGCUGCGAACCUCGCGCCCGGCUCCCUCCCCACGACCCAGCUGCUGCACGGCCCCGGGUGGCGCACGCGGUUUGGCGUGCGGGAUCUGGUGCCGCAGCGGGGCAGCGGGAAGGAAGUGCUGUGCUUUGGCGUGCCGUACAGCGAGCACAGCAGCUUCCGGGAGCUGGCGCUGUUCCUGAUGGCCUUGCGCAUCGAGCGGGUCGUGCCGACUGUCAACGUGGGCAGCGAGGCGAGCAGGCGGAGGAUGAAGGGCUGGAUCGAUCGGUGGCUGGGGGAGAGGAGACGGGGAGGGCUGGUGAGGAUAUUGGAAGGGGAGGAAGGCGAAGGGGGUGAGGGGGGUAGAGGCGGGCUCGGGCUCUGGGACGGGAAGGAUGGGAAAGGGGGUGCGGUGUAUUGGUAGGAGGGGAAUGUGUAUAAACAUGGACGCAAGCACACCAGGCUUGAUUGGAAAACGGUCAGAUGCGGCUCUCUCGUAUCAAAAAGAUGAUGUAUAUGCUAGCUACCGUACUUCCUCCAGCUAAGACAUGUCCAUCCUAUCGCCCGCCAAAUGGUUGGCGGCGAGGCGCGCACUGUAAAGCACUAGUACAAUACAAAACCCAC
Molecule: messenger RNA, 4724 nt
Organism: Chaetomium strumarium
Lineage: Eukaryota; Fungi; Ascomycota; Sordariomycetes; Sordariales; Chaetomiaceae
Product: eukaryotic translation initiation factor 3-like protein
Exons: 8
Coding region: 169-4524 (1451 amino acids)
Biological process (GO): translational initiation
Cellular component (GO): eukaryotic translation initiation factor 3 complex; cytoplasm
Molecular function (GO): translation initiation factor activity
Source: RefSeq, a predicted model, not a curated record